Messenger RNA from Westerdykella ornata, 1122 nucleotides. Its product is annotated as proteasome subunit alpha type-4. The transcript has 4 exons. The record is from RefSeq and is a predicted model, not a curated record. Bases 108 to 869 code for a protein of 253 amino acids. Gene Ontology annotation, cellular component: proteasome core complex; cytosol; nucleus. Gene Ontology annotation, biological process: ubiquitin-dependent protein catabolic process. Lineage: Eukaryota; Fungi; Ascomycota; Dothideomycetes; Pleosporales; Sporormiaceae.
ACGACAUCAACACCAAUUCUCAAGCCCAGCUCCGUCUUUCCCCCUUCUCUCUCAUUUCGCUCUCCUCCGCACCCCUUAAUUGCCUCUGCUGCCUCUAACUAGCAAUCAUGUCCAGGAGAUACGAUUCGCGGACUACCAUCUUCUCCCCGGAGGGACGUCUCUACCAGGUUGAAUAUGCGCUUGAGGCAAUCUCGCAUGCCGGUACAGCAUUAGGCAUUCUGGCAAAAGAUGGCAUCGUUCUGGCAGCGGAGAGGAAGGUGACAAGCAAGCUGCUGGAGCAGGACACAUCAGCAGAGAAGCUCUACAUUCUCAACGACAACAUGAUCUGCGCCGUAGCCGGCAUGACGGCCGACGCCAACAUCCUCAUCAACUACGCCCGCCAAGCCGCUCAGACGUACCUCCGCACGUACAACGAAGACAUCCCCUGCGAACAGCUCGUCCGCCGACUAUGCGAUCUGAAGCAAGGCUACACGCAGCAUGGUGGUCUCCGACCCUUCGGUGUGUCCUUCAUCUACGCGGGGUGGGAUCCUCAGCGCGAGUUCCAGCUCUACCAGAGCAAUCCCAGCGGCAACUACGGCGGGUGGAAAGCAACGAGUGUCGGAGCGAAUAACGCAUCUGCGCAGAGUUUGUUGAAGCAGGAUUACAAGGAGGAUUGCGAUUUGAAAGAGGCUAGUGGGUUGGCAGUCAAGGUGCUUAGCAAGACAAUGGAUUCGACGAAGUUGAGCAGUGAGAAGAUCGAGUUUGCGACGGUAGGGAGGACGAAGUCGGGCAAGAUCUACCACCAUCUCUGGGGAGCUGAUGAGAUCGAUGCUCUGUUGAAGGAGCACGGUUUAGCGAAGGCGGAGGACACGGAUAUGGCAGAGGGUUGAGAGGUGUACGCGCAAGUAGGCUAGCAUUGUCUGGCAUUUGGGGCCAAGACAGCUGAGGUGGGCACGCUUGGAGACCAUCAGUAACGGGCUGUAGCGUGUAACCCGGCAAUACCGAUCUCACCUUACGAUGAUUACCUCGCACUUAGGGCCAUUUGUGAGACUCACCUUGCUUUGGCCAUUAUCUUUGAUUCCUACGGCAGGAUGAGGAGUCUCCGGUAGAUCCUUCUUACUGAGAAUUCUACCUAGUUAUCGC